Messenger RNA from Helicoverpa armigera (cotton bollworm), 1661 nucleotides. It is a transcript of the gene AsnRS-m, whose product is annotated as asparaginyl-tRNA synthetase. The record is from RefSeq and is a predicted model, not a curated record. The coding region runs from base 109 to 1503 and encodes 464 amino acids. Gene Ontology annotation, cellular component: mitochondrion. The transcript is spliced from 3 exons. Gene Ontology annotation, molecular function: ATP binding; nucleic acid binding; asparagine-tRNA ligase activity. NCBI's taxonomy places the organism in Eukaryota, Metazoa, Arthropoda, Insecta, Lepidoptera, Noctuidae. Gene Ontology annotation, biological process: asparaginyl-tRNA aminoacylation.
AUCUACAAUCUGUCAGUGUCUCAUAGCAGCUGUUGUGUUUGUUGAUGAAAUCCUAACCAAAAAAAAUAGUUUAACUAUUUUAUCCUGAAAUAAUUUAAAACAUUUACAAUGUUUAGUAGUUGUAACUAUAGUAGACUAAAACAUAUUUUUAAGUUCAAGGAGCUGUAUAAGCAAUACAGCGUGAUAGCUGCAGUUUUGGAUAAACCUAACGUCGGUAACGUUACCGAAAUAAAGGGUUGGGUGAAAAACCUGCGGAAGCAGAAAGAUCUUAUUUUUGCCGACGUAAGUGAUGGAUCUUGCGCACAGAAACUGCAGAUAGUAAUUCCCAAAAACGUCGCAGCAGAGUCAUUAACGUAUGGUUCUUCAGUCCACAUCACUGGUAAACUAUCCAAAAGCCCGAGAGGACAGCUGGAACUUGUUGCUGAUAAUGUAAAUGUCCUGGGCACAUGUGUAGUCUUAGACGGCUAUCCUUUCAACCCAAGAACGACGCAUCCCCCAGAGUAUACACGACAAUACCUGCAUUUACGUCCCAGAACUAACUAUAUCUCGGCUAUUUUACGCACACGAAGUGCUGUCACAAAGCACAUUUAUGAUUACUUUGCUUUAAAAAAAUAUACAAACAUUCACACACCUAUUCUGACUUCAAAUGACUGUGAGGGUGCUGGGGAAGUGUUUAAAAUACAACCAGAUAAUGAGGAGACAGUGAAAGCCAUGAUGCAAGAAGGGAGAGAUAGAGACUCUGUGUACUUUGGCAGUAAAACAUUCCUAACAGUAUCAGGACAGUUGCAUUUAGAAGCUGCGUGUAGAGGCAUGGGCAAUGUCUACACUUUUGGCCCAACUUUCAGAGCAGAGAACUCUAGAUCUAGACUUCAUUUAUCAGAAUUCUACAUGCUAGAAGCUGAGCUGGCAUUCUGUGAAACUCUGGAACAACUACAAGGUGCCAUAGAAGACUUACUAAAGUAUGUUUUCAUUGAGACUCGGAACACCAAUGAGGCAGAUUUAUUUUUAAUUGAUAAAACAAACAAAGCUCCCACUUGGGUAAAUAAAGAAUUUGUCACACUAACCUAUGAUGAGGCUAGACAGAUAUUAGAGAAGAAAGGCUUGGUACUCACAGAGGAAGGUAUAAAUAAGGAGCAGGAGUUAACACUGGUUGAGCACUGCAAUGGUGUUCCAGUGUUUGUGCUCAAGUGGCCCAAAGAUAUGAAGUCAUUUUAUAUGAAGGAAUGUUCUGAAGAUAGCACAAAGGUAGAUGCUCUAGAUCUACUAACACCGAUCACAGGCGAAGUCGUCGGCGGAAGUCUAAGAGAAGACAACUACGAGAAGCUGAAGUCCAAAUUGCCUUCAGAAAGAUUAAACUGGUAUUUAGAACUGAGGAAAUUCGGCAAUAUACCUACUGGCGGUUAUGGGUUAGGCUUGGAGAGAUUAUUGCAAGUUAUAUGCAAUGUUAACAAUAUUAAAGACACCUUGCCAUUUCCUAGGUGGCCGCAUAAUUGUGAUAUGUAAGGCUAUCAUUAAUUUAAUAACUGUGGAAGAGUAGCCUGAUCAUGUAAUUAUGUGCAAGUGUAAACAUUUUCAUGUAAUCUAUAGCAAUUUCUUUGUUGUAUUUUAGAUUUUAAGUGUAAAUUAUGUAGAUAUGGUUUAAUAAAAGUUUCAAAAUUGUA